AUGGCGGCCUCCACAGCGCCCGCAGCCAGCGCGACCGCGUCGUCGACCGACGAAUCGACCGCAGCACGGCACCUCUGGCACGUCGCGAUCGCGACGCGCGCCGGCGACGACGGCGAGGACGAGCUCUACGCCGCGGAAGCAACCACCAAAGGCACCGUCCUGCUCACGAUUGCCAAGACCGACGCGACGAUGCUGCCCAUCCACCGCGGCGACACGGUGCAGGUGGGCGCGCACGAGCACUGCGUCCUCGGCGCCGCGGGCGCGCUGCUCGUCGCGGACCCGGCGCCCGCGGCGUUUACGGCGCGCGUCGUCGCCGCGCGCGACCGCGUCGACGUCGUCGCCGCCGGCGACCUGGCCGCCGGCGCGGCCCUGAAGGUCGACCCGCGCGCGACGGAGUGGCGGCUCUUCGCCGCCUGCGCGGAGCGCGAGCGCGCGCGCCUGCUCGCCGCGGGCGUCGCGGCGCACGUCGAGCGGGCCGUCGACAGCGCGCGGCGCUACGCGCCCGCCGUCGUCGGCGCCUGCGCGACGCACCCGGCCUACGGCGCCCCCACGGGCGACGGCGACCAGUCCGAGCUCGACCGCGACCGCUACGCGGCGCUCGAGGAG
Molecule: messenger RNA, 606 nt
Organism: Aureococcus anophagefferens
Lineage: Eukaryota; Pelagophyceae; Pelagomonadales; Pelagomonadaceae
Exons: 1
Source: RefSeq, a predicted model, not a curated record